Messenger RNA from Ctenopharyngodon idella (grass carp), 8557 nucleotides. It is a transcript of the gene dock4a, whose product is annotated as dedicator of cytokinesis 4. NCBI's taxonomy places the organism in Eukaryota, Metazoa, Chordata, Actinopteri, Cypriniformes, Xenocyprididae. The transcript has 52 exons. Gene Ontology annotation, biological process: cell chemotaxis; small GTPase-mediated signal transduction. Gene Ontology annotation, cellular component: plasma membrane; cytoplasm. Gene Ontology annotation, molecular function: small GTPase binding; guanyl-nucleotide exchange factor activity. Bases 149 to 5926 code for a protein of 1925 amino acids. The record is from RefSeq and is a predicted model, not a curated record.
AGGGCUGAGAAGUGUGGUGUAUGUGGGAUGCUGCUGUGGCUCUGCCCUCAGAACAAUACAGUGCAACCCUGUGUAACAACAAUAUGGAUAGUAUCCGCCGUAAUUGCCCUGUUUUAUAGCACAUUUAUUUUACUUGACGCGGAAAAAAAUGUGGAUACCGACUGAACAUGAAAAAUAUGGCGUUGUGCUGGCAAAUUUUCGAGGAAUGGUUCAGCAUGGACUCCCGCUGGAGAUCGGCGACACCGUGCAGAUUUUGGAGAAAUGUGAAGGAUGGUACAGAGGAUUCAUCACGAAGAAUCCAAAUGUAAAGGGAAUAUUCCCAAGCUCCUAUAUUCACCUCAAGAAUGCCCACGUCAAAAACAAAGGGCAGUUUGAGACCGUCAUACCCACAGAGGACUCGGUCAUUACAGAGAUAACUAUGACCUUGAGAGACUGGGGCACCAUGUGGAAGCAGCUCUACAUGAGAAACGAAGGGGAUCUCUUUCACAGAUUGUGGCAUGUGAUGAAUGAGAUAUUGGAGCUGCGGCAGCAGGUUCUAGUGGGUCACCUCACUCACGACCGCUUGAGUGACAUCAAACAGCACAUCACGGCACGGCUGGACUGGGGAAAUGAGCAGCUGGGUUUGGAUCUGGUCCCCAGGAGGGACUUCGGCAUGGUGGACCCUGAUGAUAUCAGCAUCACAGAGCUGUAUCGGCUGAUGGAGAGACGUCAUCGUAGACGUGAGGCUCCCCCGCAGGCCAGUAUGCACCACCUGUUCCUUCAGAUGAAGAGCAUGAUGAGCUCAAACCUGGGGGAGGAGUUGGAAGUCUUCUUCUCUGUCUAUGACAGCAGGGAAAUGCGACCAAUCAGUGAGAGGUUCUUUGUGCGCCUCAAUAAGCAAGGGCUACCUAAGUCUCCAGAGAAGACUGAGAGGCAGUGUACACUCUUUGUUGAUUUGGGAAGUAGCGAUCUUCGCAAAGAUGUGUAUGUUGUAGCUCAUAUUUUUAGAAUAGGGCGAAUGGUCGCAGGAGAGAAGAAGAGUGUGAGUAACACACAGUACAAACGUCCAUAUGGAUGUGCCGUGAUUAGUGUGGCUGACCUGUUAACGGCUGACUUCAAGGACGAUCACUUGCUAAAGAUCUACUCAUGUAACACAGAGAGCGAGUGGUACCAAAUCCAUGACAGUAUUAUCAGGAAGGUCAGCUCACGAUACAGCCAUAUUGGCUCAAAUACAGGCCUUAAUGUGUCUCUUCAGCUCCUACACGGGGAUAUGGAGCAGAUCCGUAAGGAUUACAUGCGUCUUUUCACCCGCAACGUCUCUAUUACGAAGAGGCUGGGUUUCUCCGAUAUCAUCAUUCCAGGUGAAAUAAGAAAUGAUCUGUAUGUGACCCUUGAGAGGGGCGAAUUUGAGAAAGGUGGAAAAAGCGUGGCACGUAAUGUGGAAGUCACUGUCUAUCUGCUGGGAGGUGAUGGGCAGCUGCUGAAGGGUCUGGUGUGUUGCGGCUCCGGGGAGCCAGGAGUAGAUGAGCACCGCUCUUUUGUCCUGUAUCACAGUAACAGCCCUCGCUGGGCCGAACAGAUCAAACUGCCCAUCCCUCUGGAGAUGUUUCACGGCACACACUUGCGCUUCGAGCUCAGGCACUGCUCCACAAAGGAAAAAGGGGAGAAGAAGCUUUUUGGCUUCUCUUUUGUCCCUCUGAUGCAGGACAAUGGGAGACCGCUGCCUGAUGGGACGCAUGAGCUCAUUGUCCACAAGUGUGAAGAGACAGCUGAUCUUCAGGAUCCUGCUCGAUACCUCAAACUGCCGUUUUCCAAAGCCAGCCUCCAGCCGGCCAACAACCAGACAAUAAAGAACAGUAAAGAGUCCUUCUGGAUCCAGUCAUCUCUCUGCUCUACGAAACUCACUCAGAAUGGUGACAUGUUGGACCUGCUGAAAUGGAGAGUCCAUCUGGACAGAAUCAUUGACUGCCUCUCCAAACUCAAGGACAUUGAUGGCACUGAAAUUGUUAAGUUUUUACAGGACACUCUGGACACCUUGUUUGGGAUUUUAGACGAGAGUCCCCAGCGGUAUGGACUAAAGGUGUUUGACUGUCUGGUUCACGUUAUAAAUCUGCUGCAGGACAGCAAAUUCCAGCUCUUCAAGCCCGUAAUGGACAACUACAUCGAGAACCACUUCGCCGGUGCCCUGUCCUACAGGGAUCUGAUCCGUGUGUUGAAGUGGUAUGUGGAUCGUAUCAUUGAUGCUGAGCACCAGGAACAGAUCCAGCAGGUUUUGAAGGCGUCAGAGUACUUGUUUAAGUACAUUGUGCAGUCAAGGCGUCUGUACGCGGCAGCCACCGGAGGCCAGAACGAAGAGGAAUUCCGCUGCUCUAUUCAUGAGCUCUUCAAAUCCAUCCACCUGUUCCUGUCUCAUGAGAGUAAGGGCAUCAGCCCCAUCACACACACACAGGCCGUGUUCCUGAGAUCGUUCCCGACUGUGUGCUGCGAGCUGCUAAAGAUCUUCAGUAUGAGAGAGGUGGCAAAUCUGGCCCGUGACACGUUGAGCAGCCUGCCCGCCCUCACGCACAAUGACUGCCCCCUACAGGCCGUCAAACUGCAGUGCAUGGCCAAGACUGUGGAGAGUCCACUUUACGUCAAUCCGGAGUCGAGGUGUGUGUUGUUACCUGUAGUUCUGCGUCUGCUGCACACACACCUGCAGGAGCAGAGGGAGCUGGUUCUGUGUGCCAACAUCCUCACCAGCAUGCUGACGCUCAACAUACCCGCCACGGAGUGUGGCGUGUCUGAGGAGGUGAAUCUGGUCAUGGAGAGUCUGUCUGGAGUCUUACUCAGAACUAUACUGGAAGUGACAAACCGGCCUCAGCCUGCUGCCUCCUCCCUGCGCCUGCAGUACCAGGAUGUUACCGGUGAAUUUGUUGCCUGUUUGCUCGCAUUGCUGCGGCAGCUUAAAGAUAAAGAAUACCAACAGCUUCUCAGCAGAUUUCCCACUAAAGAUGAACUAACGAGUUUCCUCCUGCAGUUAUUCACCGUCUUCAGAAUACUUAUCCGACAGGAUAUGUUCCCAAAAGACUGGACUGUCAUGCGACUGGUUGCUAAUAACGUCAUUAUUACCACCAUCUUGUAUCUCUCUGAUACCCUGCGAAACAACUUCCUUAAUGAGAAAUUUGACUUCAAGGUAUGGGAGUCCUAUUUUUAUCUCUGUAUAAUAUUCAUCAACCAGCCUUGCCUCCAACUGGAAAUGUUCCCGCCCUCCAAGAGGAAAAAAGUCCUGGAGAAGUACGGUGACAUGAGAGUGAUGAUCGGUUGUGAGAUUUUCAGCAUGUGGCAGCAUUUGGGUGACUAUAAGUUAAAUCUCAUUCCCACCCUGAUUGGCCCGUUCAUGGAGGUGACUCUGGUACCACAGAUGGAUCUGCGGAACGUCCUCAUUCCCAUUUUUCACGAUAUGAUGGACUGCGAACAGCGACGGAGCGGCAACUUCAAACAGGUGGAGGCCAAACUAAUAGACAAACUAGAAGGUCUGAUGUCAGAGGGCAAAGGAGAUGAGACUUACAGAGAGCUCUUUAACAACAUAAUUCCGUUGUUUGGUCCAUAUCCGAGUCUGCUGAAGAAGAUCGAGAGAGAGACCUGGAGAGAAAGUGGUGUUUCCCACAUCGCUACGGUCACACGGCUAAUGGAAAGAUUACUAGAUUACAGGGACUGCAUGAAGAUCGGAGAGGUUGAUGGGAAAACGAUGGGAUGUACAGUCAACCUUCUGAACUUCUACAAAACUGAGUUGAAUAAAGAAGAAAUGUACAUCCGUUAUAUUCACAAGCUCUAUGAGCUGCACCUGAAGGCACAAAAUUACACCGAGGCGUCAUACACCCUCCUGCUGUACGACGAGCUGUUGGAGUGGACUGAAAGGCCUCUCAGAGAGUUUCUCACGUACCCCAUGCAGAGCGAAUGGCAGAGGAAGGAAUGCCUCCAUCUCACCAUCAUACACAACUUUGACAGAGGGAAAUGCUGGGAAAACUGCAUCAUACUGUGUCGAGAACUGGCCAAUCAGUACGAAGCGUAUUAUGACUACAGGAACCUCAGCAAAAUGAGGAUGAUGGAAGCCUCUUUUUACGACAAAAUAAUGAACCAGCAGCGUCUCGAGCCGGAGUUCUUCAGAGUCGGGUUCUACGGCAAGAAGUUCCCCUUCUUUUUAAGGAAUAAAGAGUUUGUGUGUCGAGGGAACGAUUACGAGCGUCUAGAAGCCUUUCAGCAGCGGAUGCUCAGCGAGUUUCCUCACGCCAUCGCAAUGCAGCAUGCCAACCUGCCUGACCAGACCAUCCACCAAGCGGACGCGCAGUAUCUGCAGAUUUAUGCUGUUAGUCCUGUCCCUGAAAACCAGGACGUCCUGCAGAGAGACGGAGUGCCCAACAACAUCAAGAGCUUCUACAAAGUCAACCAUAUUUGGAGGUUUCGCUAUGACAGGCCUUUUCACAAGGGCACCAAAGACAAAGAGAAUGAGUUUAAGAGCCUGUGGGUUGAACGGACGACACUGACCCUCGCUCAGAGUUUACCUGGCAUUUCACGCUGGUUUGAGGUUGAGAAAAGGGAACUGGUGGAGAUGAGUCCCUUGGAGAAUGCCAGCGAGGUGAUUGAAAAUAAGACGCUGCAGUUGAGAACGCUGAUCGCACAGUGUCAGAUGAGGCAGAUGCUGAACAUCAACCCUCUCACCAUGUGCCUGAACGGAGUCAUCGACGCCGCUGUCAACGGAGGGCUGGCUCGAUACCAGGAGGCAUUCUUUGCGAAAGAUUACAUUGCAAAUCAUCCAGAGGACGGAGAGAAAAUUACUCGUCUUAGGGAACUGAUGUUUGAACAGGCCCACAUUCUGGAAUUUGGUUUAGCUGUGCAUGAGAAGUUCGUCCCGCAGGAUAUGAGGCCGUUACAUAAAAAGCUUGUUGACCAAUUUCAUGUAAUGCGCUCCAGUCUGGGAAUUCAACCACAAGAGUUUCCCGCUUAUGUGCGAGUUAGUCCACUGCAUUUUGCCAAUGGCAGUCCGCGCACAUGUAGGACUCCCGUACCUAAUGCCAUCAGCCCAGAGGGAGGCCGAAUCGUGGCGAGACGCAGUCCUCUCAGCUAUCCAGCCGUCAACCGAUACUCCUCAUCUUCACUGUCAUCACAGGCCUCAAACGAAGUGAGCAACAUCACCGGCCAAUCAGAGAGCUCGGAUGAGGUCUUCAACAUGCAACCCAGUCCAUCUACCUCAAGUCUCAGCUCAAAUCACUCUGGCUCACACAAUGUGAACAGCUCUGCACCCUCCAGCAAUAGAGCUUCACCACUGCCGUCUGACAAGCACAAGCACUCCAGAGAGAACGCCUGCCUCUCUCCGCGGGACAGACUGUGCAGCGGCAUUUUCCCCAGCCCGCUGGACCCCACACAGAGGAUGAUUCCGUUCCAAAUACCAGUGGAUUCACCAUUACCACGGUGUGAAGCCAAUCUCCCCACACCUGAGACAGGAUCUCUAUGCAAGAACGUGAGGUCACUGUCUCCCAUGCCAUCCGCCCGCUCCCCUCAGAAGUCAAUGGUUCCGCCCCUCACACCCUCUCCGACCGAUGGCUUACCAAUGGGGAGUCUGGCAUCUCACUCCCCUGCCCGCUCCGGCAGCUACAGCAGCGGUAUCUCGUCCCUCAGCCGCUGCAGCGUCUCUGAAACGUGUGGGAUCGACCUCCCGCCGCCCGACCCUCCUCUGCCCCCCGCCAUUCCCACAGACAUGCCCAUUCGCCGGGGCAGCAAGACUCCUCCGCCCUACAGCGUCUACGAACGGAACAAUCCCCGGCGAGCGACGCCACUGCCUCACAGUCUAUCAGUGCCGCCCAGUACUGACAACCCCAGCCUGAACGCGAAACCCCAACUGAACCGCACACAGCGAAUUAAUUCAGAACCCCGCCACCGGCCCACCCCUAGGAAGGUCUCUCAGCUGUAGCGUGUCUGCAGGUAACUGGAAACUGGGACUUUUUUUUUGCAGUUGUUUGCUGUAAAAUUACUGUAGGUUAUGUAUCAUAAUUGGGAAUGUUUUCAAAUGCAAGGAGGUGCAUUUAUGUGAAGGAUUGGGAGUGGCAUAUUCAUAAAUAAAUCUUUCAAAUCUAUUAAAUAAGAGUGUCAAUGAAUAAAUAGGUCUAUGUCAAUACAUACAAAAAUAUGUUAAUAAAUGUAUCCAAUGCAAAAAAUAAUUAAUUAAUUUAUUUAUUGACACAUUUCAUGCUUUAUUUAUACUAUUCAUAAAUAAAGAAAUAAAUCUUUUAAAGAAGUGUCAAUAAAUAAAUAAAUGUUAAUACAUCAAUGCAAAAUGUAAUUUAAAAUAAAAUUGGAUAACUAUAUAUAUGUUGUUAUAUAAUUGUAUUUAUUUACCAAUAAUAAUACAUUUAUUGUAUCAAUAAAUAAGAGAAUUAAUUUAUUAAAUAAUUUUAUUACAUAACUAAAUCCAUUGGACUUAAGUGUAUUCAUUGACAUAUACACAAAUUUCAUGAUUUAUUGACAUUUUUACUAAAGAUUUAUUUACUAUUAUAUCUCACUCUUAGUCCUCCAUAUGUUUUGUUUUUUAAUUUAGCGAUUUGUAUUAUAAAAUCGAAAUGAAAGUAAAUCGGAAUGAGCCUAUGAUGAAUGUUUUCCCUUUUUUUAAUUCAUUGAUAUUAAGUAGAUCAUCUUAAUUUUAUUUUUCAGCUGCAUAUUUGGUGGUUUAUUGACUAUUUUGUGGAAGUCUGAGGUGCAGCUCAGAAACGUUCUUCACCGAUGAACUGAACUGGACAUCUCGGCAUAGUCCUUCUGAUAUGCAGUUACAGCUGGAAAUGAUAACGUACUGGAAAAGCCAUGAAGAGAUUAUGUACGCUUUGAAAUGGCAUGUAAUUUACAGCAAAAUCUGAAGAUCUGGCAGGUCCAUAUCCCAUUUAGAGUGCUCUGAAACAUAUUGCUAGCAAGGUAUUUUUGAUAGAAGUACAAAAUCAGUGUUGUACAGCUUUUCUUUCCACACUACGGCAGUCUUUUUUCUUUUUUUUUCGGUCUUACACAAACCGAGGUGUGCAGCUAGACCUGCAUCCCGUUUUAACUGCUUUGUACUUUCCGGAAUGGCUAAAAGGUGCUACAUAUUUCUUAGUGUUUGUUUUUUUUUCUAAUGUAGCCUCGUAUCUACCGAAACUGCCUGACCGUUUAAAUGUGCCAUGUGAUGAAAUUGUGUGGUCUCCGAGUUUUGUGCCAAAGAUGCAAACAGUAUUAACUUCUUUGUCAGUGAGAGUAGUUAGGAAAGCUUAACUGAAGUUAGCGUGACCGCUAGUGCUCAACAAUGUGCUUCUUAAACCGUGUGCAGAGGCGUAGAUCAAGACUGCAUGGGGCAUGAGCAGUACAAAGCAAUAUAACCACUGUAGUUUGCAGAGAGUGAUAGAAACAAACAUCAUCUAGUUCUGAGAUGACUUUUCCCAGCAGCCUGAUCCCAAAUCAGGUUGUGUUGUUGCCGCAGUCACUUCCGAACAAUAUUGGGUGGAUCAAAAUCUGUUUUUCUUUCUCCUUUAAAUGUUAAAUCUGACAAAACUUUUCUCAUUAAGGUCAGAAAUUCAAUUUGGACUCUUAUUUGGACUUAGUUGAUAAACACAAAGUUUAGGAAAUGCUGUGUGGAAUUGAAUUUCUUUUAUAUUGGGUUUACCUUUUAUAUUUUUUUCCAUUAAAAAUGUCUUUAAAUCAUUAAAAGAAAUCAUUUUAUGUGUAAUUUUUACCUGGACUCAAAACAUCAAAACAUUCAUUUUGCUAACAAAGCCAGCAAAUGUUCAUUGAAACGGCCGAUUUUAGACAUUUAAGAAGUUAUAUUUCAACGAAAAGAGAAAAGUUGCCACAUUUUGAUGUAAAAUUGAUAGUAACAAACAGCUUUUUCACUGCCAGCUUGAAAGCCCACAAUUCUUUUAAUAAAUAAUGGAUAAUUUGAUGUGUAAAUGCAACUUCAAAACGCGAAUCUCGGCUGUUUACUUUAUAAAUCGCGUAUGGACAGUUGAAAUGGUCUGAAUUUUAUAAAAACUGUUCACAGCAAAAAUGUCCCCUGUGAUUUCUUUGCAUUUUUGUAGAUAGAUACAAAGUAUUUUUUGGCAACCUAAAACGUCUGAAGUGCGAAGAAUCAAACCAAUGUUUGAAUGAUGACAAAAUACUUAAAGAUGGGCACCGAUUCAUUUGUACACUAUUUUAUUAAUGGCUUUGCGGCAAUGUUCUCAUACUCCCAUGCUACGAGAGUUGCUCAUUUUAGGCAAUCAUGUUUUGUAAUUUCGAUGGAUUGCCAAUGGUCAAGUCGUAGGACUUCAACUCUAGUUGCGCUUGUAUUUCUCCUCUCCUGUUCUCUCCUUUCACUCUCCUUUUUAUGAAUUAUACUCUUUCUGUUCAAUUUUUUGAACUUGUAAAGUUGUACUUUAUAUCAUACAAUGGGAUGAAAGUAUUCCAUAUAGCCUGUGUUACAGAUUUUGUACAAAAGGUGUUUAUAUGAAAAUGUAACCAGUUCAUAGCUUUGAAUGUUGCAACUAAAGUUUUUAUUUGUAAAUGUUGAAUAUUAACCAUCAAACAAAUAAAAGUUGAUUGAUGUAAA